GUUGGAGCGCCCGAGGUCGCGGGGAGUACCGUCGGCGAACAGACACACCGCCCAGAUUAUCUCCAAACUUGGAUAAUGUCUACUGCCUUAGUGGUGACACAUCAUCUGAGAGAGAACACAGAGAGAGCAGAUCAUUUCCUCUUUUGUGGAUCUACCUUGUCUGAGAUUAUUGAAGAAACAGAAUAUAUUAAAAAGAUUCGUUCCACGCUAGCAAAAGUUCAGCCUCUGUUAUUUAAAAAGGAAUUCAACCAUAGCAUUGAAAAUGGCUCGCUGGAUUCAAAGCUGCAUUUUACAGAAUCUGGACUGGUCCCUGAUGAAGAGACUCUGUCUUCCAGUAACGAGGAGACCUUAAAAAAGAUAGAAGUAAUAGAAAAAGAAUUAUUAUGGGUGAACAAAGACAACGAAAGGCUAAAGAUGAAGCUUGAAGCUUUAAGGGCAGCUGGUGCCCAGUGUGUGAAGCAUAGCUCCCAAAAGCUCCAGGAGAAUUACACAAAACGCUCUGAAGACAUGAAGAAAAGACAAGAAGGAAUCAUAAAUAAAAUGAAGGCCCGCAAACUUGAACAAGAACAGAUCUUAAAGCAAAGCACGGAAAGCCUCAGCCAACUAAGCACGCAGCUGAAUGAGAAAUAUGGCCAGAUUGAAGAACUGGAAAAACGAGUACAGAGGAUGGAAGAGGAGAAGAAAACACUGGAUGAAAAGAAACAGCUUUUAAAACAGAAGUUGCAUCAGAUGAUGUCAAAAGCGGAGAAUGCUCGAAGCUGUGUAAAAAUUCAGUCAGAGAUGUGUGUUCUUCAGGAGCAAAUUACUCACCUGGACCGUGUGAUCCAUUCUCAGCAUCAACAUUUGCACAAUCUGAUUCGCCAGAUCGAGGGGCUGAAUAAUGAACUGAAAUAUCAGGAUGAAAGAAUAGAAAACUUAAAAGACCAGCUAGCAAUGCUUCAAGUAAAGAACAACGAACUGAGGUGUCAAGUGGAAUUCCAGAAGAGCCAAUCAAAACCAAAAAUCUCCAAAGCUGUUUGCACAAGGAUUGAUGAGGACUUGCCAUACAUUGUAAUAUCCAGACUACGCAAGUGACCUAUUGCUAUGAGGUCUGAACCUUCCUCAGGUCCAUUACAAGGAUGGUUAUUUCUUUCCAGAAUAACGUUUCCAUGCAUUUCCAUUGGAUUUACCCGCACAGUGAACUUCGGCAUCACCUAACAAAUUUCAUCUUUUGAAUUAAUGAAUGGAAUCUCAAGAUGGUCUUCUAAGAGAAGAAGUAAAUUCAGAUGUGACAGAAGGCAUCCAGGAGGCUGGGACAUAUGGAGGGAGAGAGUCAUCUAUGGGCCCAUUAUUAGAAGCAUUGUGGUCAUUCUUACCGGUGAUGGAAAUGCAUUGGCUUCAGAACUCAUUCAUCCAUAAGGACCAAUGACUUCCUGCAAGUUCUAUAACGUGCAUCUGAAUCUACACUGAAGAAUAUUACGGUGGACUAAGGCAGCUGGAUCAAAUAUAUGAUGUGGAGCUCAGAUAUGUCGCUCAGCUGAUCCACAACUGACUAAUACUAGUUUUGUGAGAAUUCUCUCUUCCUGGUUUUGGAUACCAGGCGAGAGAGAGAGAAAAAAGAUGAAUGAGCACUUGUGUGGAGACUGCAUCAAUCUAGUAGGAAAAAAAAAAUCUCUCAUCACACCAAAUUGCAGCUCUUAGUAUUAUAUUUUAUGGAAAACUAGCUGAUAACCCAACGUUGCCCAGGUAUUUAUUUAUCCCAAUCCUGUAUUAGACAGGAAGAGCAACUUCACCCUGAGCCCUGGUUUUGGUGAGAAUUAAAUUAGUUAAAAAUGUUUUCUCUGUGCCCCCAGAAGCGUCAAGUAAAAUGAUACCACCUUGUUGUUUUGCUAGCCGAUCCAUGAUUGUUUGGAAUGCUUUUUUCUGAUCUUGAUUUAGAAGUGGCUUCUUGUCCACCAUAUAUGCAUUAAGCUGUUCGAUGUUGUAGUUCUUUUCUCGUAGGUAAUCUGCGUGAAGUAGGUUGUAUCAGUCUCAUAGUGGUGCAGGCAGGCCGAGUUGCAGUAAUGUUUUAUUGAUCAUGGCCAUACAUUUGUCCUCAAGAAUCAGCAGCGCCUUGUUGAAAAUGUCUGGGCCAAACGUAAUUUCUAAUGUUGGAUUUUCCCCCUUACCAGAGGAAGCCCCCUUGUGGAGUACUGUGAAGCCGUUACCAUGGCAACUCCACUGUGCUGCACAGUAGAAGCUAUUUUAAGGCAGUACAGUAGAAGCCAUUUUAAGGCACAACAGGCUGUAUCUUAACAGAACAGACACCCCAAGAGGUGUUAGAGGUGUCUUAUCCCCACAGUAUUUCUUUUCAGAGAGUAAGUCAUCUGUGUACCAAGUUUGGUUGAAAUUGCUCAAGGCGUUCCAGAGUUAUGCUGGAACAUACACACACA
Messenger RNA from Pantherophis guttatus, 2411 nucleotides. It is a transcript of the gene CCDC68, whose product is annotated as coiled-coil domain containing 68. Gene Ontology annotation, cellular component: intracellular anatomical structure. The record is from RefSeq and is a predicted model, not a curated record. Lineage: Eukaryota; Metazoa; Chordata; Lepidosauria; Squamata; Colubridae. Gene Ontology annotation, biological process: intracellular signal transduction.